CUGCUGCGAAUUUGACGCGUGUCUCGUGCAUUAACCAACACUGAUUAUCUUUGCUAUUCCUCUGUUGCCAAUUUGAUCGCGUAAAUAAUAAUAAUAAUAAUAAUGAUAAUGAUGCAAGUUUUUCUACUACAUAGUUUAUGCUGCGCAUUAAUUGCGCGCUUGUUAUGUGAAACUCCUUCGACUUCGACUUCGGCUUCGACUUCGGCUUGCUUGCGCCGUGCAAUUAGCUGGCCUGCUAUCUCUUUCUAUCUGCAGCCUGUCAGCUGGGAGCCGCACAGACAUGAGUUACUGUGCGUUGAUUGCGUUUAAGGCUUGAUUGUGCAUCAUACAGCAAAGGCAACAACAGCAACAGCAACAAUAAUUUGCUGUUCUUUUGAGCACUGAAAGGCGCAUUUAUUAGUGAUUAUGCAGCGGGUGAGCGAGGAGGAUGCGCCGCGGGCCGCGGGCCGGGGGCAGAUACAAGGCGGUUGGUGUCGCAGAACAUGUGUUUCGACUCCAGCAUCAGGAUGCGCAAGCUUUUUGGUCAAUGUGCUUGACGUGCUGCCACCGAAAAUUUGUCAGCCCCAAUGAUCGAGUCGUUGGACAAGUGGACCAGGAGAAGGAGCAUGGAACGUGGCCAGCGGACGAGGCGACGCGUCGGCGACAUGACAUGGCCGUUGAUAAUCAAGCGGCAAGCGCAGCAGAAGGUCGCCAGAUCGUUGAUAAUGCAGCAGGAGCGGGCGGCAGGGCAAGAGAAGAACUGCAGCAGGAGAAGGCGCACAAGCAGAAGCAAAAGGGAAUGCGAGAAGCAGUGGCUGACGUGGAAGCUGCUGAGGACAGCAGGAGAAUCUACCAAGAGUAACUGCAGCAGCAGCAACAGCAGCAGCAACUGUUGCUAUAGAC
Messenger RNA from Drosophila navojoa, 882 nucleotides. RefSeq lists its product as uncharacterized. The record is from RefSeq and is a predicted model, not a curated record. Lineage: Eukaryota; Metazoa; Arthropoda; Insecta; Diptera; Drosophilidae.